Molecule: messenger RNA, 2496 nt
Organism: Rotaria sordida
Lineage: Eukaryota; Metazoa; Rotifera; Eurotatoria; Philodinida; Philodinidae
Source: the annotation of a GenBank genome assembly
AUGCUUCGAAUAAUACAAGAUACACAGACAAACGUCCAACAAGCAGAAGAACAAUAUGUACCUCUUAAAAAAGUGAAUAUUGAUACUACUAUUCAGUCAUUUGCCGCUGAUGUUACAAUUACACAAGUGUUUCGAAAUGAUGAAAAAACAUCAAUUGAAGCUGUAUACUGUUUUCCAAUUGAAGAACAAGCAGCUGUUUAUGGUUUCGUUGCACGUAUUGAUGAUCGAGAGAUUGUUGCUCAAUUAAAAGAGAAAAAAACGGCUCAAAAAGAAUAUAGUGAAGCUCUUCAACAAGGUCACGGAGCCUAUUUGCUCGAACAAGAUGAAAAAUCCCAAGAUAACUUUAUAAUCAAUGUGGGUGCUCUUCCAUCUGGUAAAGAAUGUCAAAUUAUUAUUUCUUAUGUUACUGAAUUAGAUCUUGUGGAAAAUGGAACUAAAAUUCGUUUUGUUGUUCCAACAACUAUUGCACCUCGUUACAAUCCUGAUAAAGGUGGUAUAAGUUCACCGAGUGGUACAACAUCUAAAUAUGUCCAGUCGAGUCCCUAUACUAUCGACUUUCGAUGUCAAGUUGAAAAAAAGGAAAUUUCUCGUAUUAGUUCAACAUCUCAUCCGAUUGAAGUAGAAUUCGGUCAACAAGAUUUCUAUGUAAUAAAAUUUGCUCAACAAAAUACUCAUUUAGAUCGAGAUAUUCUCUUGGAUAUUGAAUUGACUGAAAAACGAUCAAAUACAAUUGUAGCUGUUGAACCUGGUGCAAUAAUGGCUUCAUUUACACCUAAGGAAGAAGAUUGUCAAGCUAUUAUGAAUAAUGAUGAAAUUACAAAUGAAUUUAUUUUUGUUGUUGAUUGUAGUGGAUCAAUGCAAGAUGAAAAUAAAAUUGGAUUGGCUCGUCAAGCCAUGUUACUUUUUCUUAAAAGUCUUCCUGUUAAUUGUCGUUUUAAUAUUAUUCGAUUUGGAUCGAAUUAUAAAGCUUUAUUUCAAAACAUUACUGAUAUUUAUAAUGAAGAAAAUGCUCGACAAGCAGAUGAAUUAACAAAGAAUAUGAAAGCAGAUUUAGGUGGUACUGAAAUAUUGCAUCCAUUACAAUGGCUUCAACAAAAUCCACCAAGUCAAGGUCGUGCUCGUCAGAUAUUCCUUCUUACCGAUGGUGAAAUUUCGAAUGUCGACGAAGUACUCGAUUUAUGCCGUGCAAUGGUGACUUCAGCUCGUAUCUUUUCAUUCGGUUUAGGUCAUUCUCCAAGUCGUUCUCUUGUCAAAGGCUUAGCUCGAGCAACAAAUGGUCGCUUUGUCUUUAUUCCACCUAACACAAGUGUUGAUGUACAUGUUGGAGAACAAUUACAAAAGGCAUUACAAUCAUGCAUUACAAAUAUUCAUGUUAAUUGGAAUUUAGGUGCAUUGAUUGCGACAAGUGUUCCAACAAAGAUACCACCGGUCUAUGUCAAUGAUCGUCUUAUAGUCUAUGCUCUUUUAGAAGAUAAAUCGACAUUAUUUGAUCAUAAUUCAACUGUAGAAUUAAAAACUGAACAACAGCAUCGACUAGGUGAAGCCAAAAUCACUCGAUUACCAAAUGUAAGCAACAAUGAUAUGAUUGCUAGAUUAGCCGCUAAGGCACUCAUUUUCGAAUUACAACAUUCAAAAUUACCAUCAGUAACUAACACGAAUGUCACUGGUUCAAAACAAAGUCGUUUUCAAAUGCAUCAACAGAUUACAACAUCGAAUGACAAAGAUGAAAUGAACAAGGAGACAAUCAAAAAACGCAUCAUCGAACUAUCACUAAAAUAUAAUAUUCUUAGUCCACAUACAGCUUUUGUAGGUAUUGAGAAACGAAUUAAUGCAAAUAAUGAUAAUAUGGUUUUGCGCGAAGUACCUAUUCAAAUAUCGGCUGAUGAUCAACAUCUGCAAAGUAGUGGAUACUUUGCUGCUUCAGCUAAUACAAGUCUGCUGGUUGAUUGUUUUGCAAUGUCUAUGCCGAUGUCUGCACACUCGUUUGAUCCUUCUGGUUUGGAUGCUAAUGCUUCAAUGAUGUUGUCAUCUUCGGACAUGGGCUGUGACAUGCUUUGUGACGACAAUAAGUUAGAAUGUGAUUAUGGCAAUAGUGUAGAUCAAUAUAUGUCGAAUAUGAUGGAUGAAUUCUUUACAUCUUCUACACUAAAUCAAGUUAACAGCAAUGUAAGAACAAAAGACGACUCAUGGCCUACAGACAAUCAAGAUAUUGUUCGUCAUUUGAUUGACAAACAAAAGUUCGAUGGUUCUUGGGAUUUGGACUCGAAAAGUAUUAAACAGUUAACAGGAAAAGCAUUGACUGAUUUUCAACAAACAAUAAAUGAUCAAGUAUUGGUUACAGCUAUUAUUGUUGUCGUACUUGAAACACGUUUUGCUUCAUUUUCAUCAAUGUGGCAUGGUAUUGUACAAAAAGCACGUAAACGUCUUAGUGAUCUUCUCGGCAAAGAUGCAAAGAAACUUGAUUCUUUGUUAGAAAACAUACGUAAACGACUCUAA